This is a messenger RNA of Raphanus sativus (radish), 707 nucleotides long. RefSeq lists its product as uncharacterized. Lineage: Eukaryota; Viridiplantae; Streptophyta; Magnoliopsida; Brassicales; Brassicaceae. The record is from RefSeq and is a predicted model, not a curated record. The transcript has a single exon. The coding region runs from base 89 to 670 and encodes 193 amino acids.
AGCAAUUGUAUACACAAACGUUACAAAUACUUUCUAUUUGAGCAAAUAACGACAUUGAUCUCUAACCGAACACUUUUUGUUUGUAUGUAUGUAUAUAAGAAAGAAAAAAAACCUAGAAAUAAUCUUCAAAAAGGAGGAAAUGGAAAAUUUGUUUAUAGGAGCCCUAAUAUGUCUAAGCCUUGUGUUACAAGUCACCGGCAGUGGGGACGACAACCCUUUAAUAAACCAUUACGCUGAUUACGAGACGAUUCAUCCCAGCGAAUAUUACAGCUCUGAUUUCGAACUCAAAGACGGAACCAAUGUGAUCUUCGAAGCUAUCAACGAACUAAAAGGGAUCAAGAAACCAAAAGCAGGGUUCGAGUGCAGCAUUGGUCGGAAACAAUGGACUAGGUCUCUCCCUGGAGACGUGUUCUACGCAAAGUUCUUCUUUUACACUAUUAACCCCAACGCAAAGGUGACUAACCGGUGCCAUUUCCGGUCUAGUUUGGGUUAUGCUACUAUCAAUAUCGAGAUAACGCCGGCGCUGGGAGAACGGUGUCCUGGAUACAGAUGCGUUUUAGCGAUCAGACGUGAAGGUCUUCUGAUGAAAGAUACUAACGAGCUUUUCCCUUGGACUCCUUGGCCUCAUCGUCAUACUCAACCUAAGUUGCCUGGGAUGAUCACUAAGUGAUUCCUCUGAUAUGUUGCCGGGAUGUUGUGUCAGUGUG